Salarias fasciatus (jewelled blenny) is the source of this 2617-nucleotide messenger RNA. RefSeq names its product neurotrophic tyrosine kinase, receptor, type 2b (gene ntrk2b). Gene Ontology annotation, biological process: positive regulation of neuron projection development; protein phosphorylation; positive regulation of phosphatidylinositol 3-kinase/protein kinase B signal transduction. Gene Ontology annotation, molecular function: brain-derived neurotrophic factor binding; brain-derived neurotrophic factor receptor activity; ATP binding. Lineage: Eukaryota; Metazoa; Chordata; Actinopteri; Blenniiformes; Blenniidae. The coding region runs from base 58 to 2436 and encodes 792 amino acids. The record is from RefSeq and is a predicted model, not a curated record. The transcript is spliced from 16 exons. Gene Ontology annotation, cellular component: plasma membrane; axon; signaling receptor complex.
GAGGAGAAAAGAAGAGAAUAAUUCAAUUGUGUUCGGUGGGAUUUCAUUGGACCUGCGAUGGACUCCAGCGCGGGGGAAUAUGGCAUGGCUCGCUGGGGAUUGUUUGUGGUUUUGACGGCGCUGUGGAGAUUCGGCGAUGCUUGCCCCGCAUCGUGCACUUGCAGCAUCUCAAGGAUUGUUUGUAUUGAUUCCGUACCGGGGAUCGAGGAUUUCCCUGUCCUCACGUUAGACGACAUGGAAAACAUCACCGAGAUAUACAUCGCUAAUCAGAACAGAUUGCUUGACAUUACAGACAACAGUCUGCGGCACUAUAUAAACCUCAGAAACCUAACGGUGACCAGGACAAGACUGAUGUCCAUAUCAUCAGAUGCAUUUUUUAACAACACAAGACUUCAAUAUGUAAAUCUCACAGACAAUAACCUGUCAGUACUAUCAUGGAGAACAUUUCAGAACUUCAACAUCACAUUUCCGCUCCUUCUCUCUGGAAACCCUCUGGAUUGUACUUGUGAGAACUUGUGGAUCAAACUGCGGCUUCUAGAAGAACCGGACAGUUCAGAGCUGACAUGUACAGACGACAGAGGAGUGACGAGGGACUUCAUCACACUCACACCGCCCGACUGUGUGGUUCCUCAAGUGGAGGUCACGCCUAGAACUGUCACCCAGAUGGAGGGGAGUGACGUCAAAGCUGUGUGCAGUGCCUCCGGCUCCCCUCCCCCCGAGAUCCUGUGGAACCUGGACAUGCUCUCCACCCAAUACAGGAUCGACCUGAACGAGACGGAGAGUAACCUCACCCUGUCGGGCCUGUCUCCGGACGAUAACGGCCGGGUGAUCGUGUGCAGCGCCGAGAACAUGGUCGGUCUGAACGAGGCCACGCUCCAGCUCAACAUUCUCUUUGCCCCCACCAUCCAGCAGCUGCUGACUCCGGAGCGGGACCACCACUGGUGCAUCCCCUUCACCGUGACGGGGAACCCCAAACCGGACCUGCAGUGGUACCACAAGAACAAGCCUCUGCUGGAGCACGACUACAUCCGCACCAUGAUCCACGUGUCCACCGAGAACGAGGACCACGGCUGCCUCCAGCUGGUCAACCCCACGCACAUCCACAACGGCGAGUACAAGCUGGUGGCCAACAACACGUACGGCCGGGACGAGAAGACGGUCUCCGCCCAGUUCAUCGACCCCCCCAACUUCAACUACACAGGUGAGUUCCCCACAGUCCCUGACACGCCGCCUUCUCCGCUGGAUGAGAGUGUGCCGGUGUAUGUAGUUGUGGGAAUCGCAGGAGUUGUGUUGACCGGCUGCGUUCUUAUGGUGAUCAUUCUGAAAUAUGGAAGAAACUCCAAGUUUGGUAUAAAAGGCUCCUCCUCGGUCAUCAGUAACGACGAUGACUCCGCCAGUCCUCUUCAUCACGUGUCCAAUGGCAACAACACCCCGUCGUCCUCCGAGAUGGGUCCAGACGCCGUGAUCAUCGGGAUGACGAAGAUCCCUGUCAUCGAGAACCCGCAGUACUUCCGGAACUCCGGCAGCAUGCUGAAAUCUGACACGUUCGUCCAGCACAUCAAGAGACACAACAUCGUCCUGAAGCGGGAGCUGGGCGAGGGGGCGUUCGGGAAGGUCUUCCUGGCCGAGUGCUACAACCUGACCCCCGACCAGGAGAAGCUCCACGUGGCCGUCAAGACGCUGAAAGAGGCCAGCGAGAGCGGCCGGGCCGACUUCUACCGGGAGGCGGAGCUCCUCACCAACCUGCAGCACGAGCACAUCGUCACCUUCUACGGCGUGUGCGUGGAGAGCGACCCCCUCAUCAUGGUGUUCGAGUACAUGAAGCACGGAGACCUCAACAAGUUCCUCAGGUCUCACGGCCCUGACGCCGUGCUCAUGGCAGACGGGCAGCACAGCAUCCUGGUGGAGCUCACUCAGUCCCAGAUGCUGCACAUUGCCCAGCAGAUUGCCGCUGGCAUGGUGUACCUGGCCUCGCAGCACUUCGUCCACAGAGACUUGGCAACCAGGAACUGCCUGGUGGGAGAAAACCUGCUGGUGAAGAUCGGAGACUUUGGCAUGUCCAGAGACGUUUACAGCACAGACUACUACAGAGUGGGCGGCCACACGAUGCUGCCGAUCCGCUGGAUGCCCCCGGAGAGCAUCAUGUACCGGCGGUUCACCACGGAGAGUGACGUGUGGAGCCUGGGCGUGGUGCUGUGGGAGAUCUUUACCUACGGGAAGCAGCCGUGGUACCAGCUCUCCAACAACGAGGUCAUUGAAUGCAUCACGCAGGGCCGGGUGCUGCAGCGGCCCCGGACGUGUCCCAAAGAGGUGUACGACCUGAUGCUGGGCUGCUGGCAGCGGGAGCCCUACAUGAGGCUGAACAUCAAGGAGAUCCACGGCAUGCUGCAGAGCCUGGCCAAGGCCUCGCCCGUCUACCUGGACAUCCUGGGCUGACCGCCGUGUGUGUGAGCCAGCGAGUGUGUGUGUGUGAGUGUGUGUGGGAGAGACGUGAUGGGGGGAACAGAGGAGAGGGCUGUGUGACCGUGUACAGAACCUGGCUGUAAAUGUCUCUGUAAAUGCUACCGUCCACAUCCUCAUCACGUCCAGAAAAAGCCUUAAAUUCACGGUUUCUCUG